Molecule: messenger RNA, 1686 nt
Organism: Salarias fasciatus (jewelled blenny)
Lineage: Eukaryota; Metazoa; Chordata; Actinopteri; Blenniiformes; Blenniidae
Product: stonustoxin subunit alpha-like
Exons: 3
Coding region: 1-1686 (561 amino acids)
Source: RefSeq, a predicted model, not a curated record
AUGUCCUCAGAUAUAAUGCUCUCUGCUCUGGGUCAGCCCUUCAUGCUCGGGAUGCUCUACGAUGCUCGUAAGCACCAACUGAUCCCAGGCUCGAUUAUGUGGGAUGAUGAAACUGUGCAAGCAGAGACGGAAGAGAUCCGUCAGCCCAGCACUAACCUGGACAUUUCUACAUCCGACUCCACUGAAUCCAAGACGUCUCUCCUCGAUGUCGACGCCUCUCUGAAAGCCAGUUUCCUGGGCGGUCUGAUAGAAGUUAAUGGAUCUGCCAAAUACCUGAAUGACCAGAAGAAGUUCAUCAACCAGAGCAGAGUGACCUUUCAGUACAAAGCUACCACUCACGUGAAACAACUGUCUCUGGGUCAUCUUGGCAACAUGGAUCCACAACAGAUGAGUGUGAUUGAGAAGGGCUUUGCAACACACAUUGUCACCAAGAUCCUUUAUGGGGCAAAUGCUUUCUUCGUGUUUGACAGCGAGAAGUUGGACUCGAGCAGCGUGCAGAAAAUGGAGGGCAGCAUGGAAGCUGUCAUCAAUAAGAUCCCCCUCUUCACUGCUGAGGGAAAAGUCAAGAUCGAGCUGACUGAAGAAGAAAAAUCUCUCAUUCAGAAGUUCUCCUGCAAAUUUUAUGGAGACUUCAUUCUUGAAAGCAACCCUGCAACAUUUGUUGAUGCAGUGAAGACCUUUGCAGAGCUGCCGAAGCUGCUGGGAGAACAUGGAGAGAAAACUGUCCCGGUGAAGGUCUGGUUGAUGCCACUGAAGAACAUGUCUCCAGAAGCUCCUGGUCUUCUGACAGAGCUCAGUGUUGGUCUGGUGAGGAGAGUUGAAGAAACUCUGGAAGACGUGAAGCAGAUGGAAACCAGAUGUAAUGAAUCUCUGGUCGAUGGAGUGGGAGAGGAUUUCCCACAGAUUCAAGAAGACCUGCAUCGUUACCAGAAGCUGUGUAAUUACUACACAUCUAAUCUUCAACAGACCCUGGAGAAGAAGCUUCCCUCCAUCCGUGAAGGCAAAGAGGAUGAGAGCUCACUGAGACAACUCUUUGACAGCAGAGACAUGUCACCGUUCAGUCAUGAAAACCUACUCAAGUGGCUGGAGGGUAAAGAGAGAGAAAUCAACGUCAUCAGGUCCUGUGUAGAAAUAAUGGAGGGAGUGAAGUUCGUCCACAAUCAGUCCGAACUGGAUCGAGAAGUUCUCAGUCCAGGUGUUCAACAUACUCUGUGCUUUGUUUUCACCUCUUUGGAAAGUGUUGACCCCUGUCUGGAUGCAAUGGAUCAAUACCUGGAUUCAUUUCAAUCUAAAAGUGCCCAUGAUGUCCCAUGGUACUACUCAGAUGAAGUCCUAACCAGAAUGAGAGAAAAAGCCAGAACCUUCCAUGAUCUCGCCAACAUGCACAAGACUGACUCAAACUUUUGCUUCCUUGUGGUAGCCAUCGAAAAUAAGAAAUACACAGGGGAAAGCAUCUACUACUACAAGGAUGGCCUUCUAGUCACUGAUGAUUUUUCCAAACCAGACUUUCCUCCGGCACAAAUCAGAAACGGAGAUGAUCUGAUCUGGUACACCAGUGAAGAGCGACAGUCCUUCAUCGACAACCUGAAUCUGACCCAGGGGGUCAUGAAGGUCUCACACGGAGGGGAACAGUCUCAUCCUGAAGACCCCAAGAGUUUUGAUCCAUUCUCACUCUUCAUGUCCUGA